Molecule: messenger RNA, 1870 nt
Organism: Cyprinodon variegatus (sheepshead minnow)
Lineage: Eukaryota; Metazoa; Chordata; Actinopteri; Cyprinodontiformes; Cyprinodontidae
Product: extracellular matrix protein 1-like
Exons: 8
Coding region: 167-1522 (451 amino acids)
Biological process (GO): regulation of bone mineralization; signal transduction
Cellular component (GO): extracellular region
Source: RefSeq, a predicted model, not a curated record
CAGGGUGAGCUAUCAGACAGACCCAGUGGUUUCUGUUUGACCAAUUACCGGGCCGGUCUGUGCGUGUUUUCCUGGGCGGCAACUGAUCUGAUAUAAUAACUGGGUCACUAAAUUCCUCUGUCCAGCACAUACCAGCAGACAUUAUACCAGAGGACGGAUCACAAACAUGAGCUCCUCCGCGGCUUUGGUGAGCGCCGCUGUUGCGUCGCUCUUAGUACUGAGCUCAGCUUGCAAAGAUGCGCAAACUUGCGUUCAGAGUGAGUCCACCAUAUCCCAUCCCUUCCAAGGUCAAGGUCGACCCAAUUUUGGCCCACGCUCUUUUUUUCCUGCGCUCAGCUAUCCUGUCCAGUUUCCCCUCGGCCAACCAACGGCUGACAACAUUGAGGCCAUAUGUGUUAACUCCGACCAUCGUCCCCGCUACCCAGAAUCUUAUUUUCCUAACUCUGGUUUUGGCAAACAGAAGCGCCAGGCCACAGCUGUUAAUAAUGCAGAGUGGUGGUUCAGCACAUGCUGCAAAGGGAACCAGACAUGGGGGACUGAGAUGACGCUGUGUUGCGCCACACAGGCAUGGCAACAGUCAGUUAACCUGUUCUGUGAGGAGGACUCCUCUGUCAAAGAUCGGCUUUAUCAUUGCUGCAGGAGAACGGAUACCAGCAGAUUCCAGUGUUUUAAAGAAAACGCUCAAAAUCCAAACUACGAGCCAACGCUUGAGCUGCCUGUGGAGGAGGUUGGCUCUACUCAAAGCUUUAACUUCAACCAGGACACUUGCCCGAGGAAUCUGAUGAGUCCACAUCUUGCAAGAGCCAGUAGAGAAAAAACUGAACUCAACCCAGCUGCCUCCCCAAAAACCGACAUCAUCUUCCCUCCUGGGAGGCCUUCUGCAAUCAACAUUGAGUCACUGUGUAGCAACCAGAAGUUCAGACCUCUCUACUCAACCAAGUGCCUCCCACGCUCAGGCUACGAGGUCCUGGCUCAUCAGGUGAAGACCAUCAACCGUUUGGAGAAGAAAUACAAGCAGUGCUGCAAAAAGAAGAAGGGUGCACUCCAAUGUGCUGAGCAGAAGUGGCGCUUGGAACUUAAUAGGUACUGCUCAGGCAAGAUUGCUGGGCAGAUAGACCUUCAGUGUUGUCAGUCAAAAGAUCCAUUUGGCUGUUUCCAGACAGUUUCUCUGGAUCCGCUCUAUAAUAAAACAUCUGAGAAGGAGGCACCUGCUCUUAGCACAAUGUGUGAUACUAAAAUUUUCACCGACAACAGAUUUCCUGUCGGUUUUCAGCUGAAAAGCCUAUGCUGCCCCCUGUCGGAGCAAGACAGAAACCCUUGUUUUGCACAAAAGAUUGAACAAUUAUCCCAGAGCCUGUGUUCAUCAGACACCUUUUCCACUGCAGCUGUUUACCGCUGCUGCAAGAGGACUUCACCUGAGGAGAUCUCACAAUGUGUUGGUGAAAAUGUCAUGGGGUUCAUCAACAAACAAUUGAAAAAGAGGGGUCAGAGGAAGAAUAAGAAAAUUUGCCCCAUUCCUUAAACACACACUUCACUGGCAGGAUCUGAUCCAUUAUUGGGUAUUGUAAGCUCACUCCAGAAGUGGUUCACAGUAAAUAUGUAUCUGAAUUUCUACCUAAAUCAUCUUUUGGUGUAAGUUACAAUUAUUACAUGAAGAGCAUUGCAAGAGAAUAAAUAAAACUGAGUACCUUUUAAUACAGAGUUUCUAACGAGACUCCAGGCUCAGUUAUUAUAGCACUGCUUUCUUUUUAUAUUGCUGCUGUUUGCAUGGUUCAUUUUACACAAGUAGUUUGCUGAAAACGUAAAAAGAAUACAUAAGGAAUUUUAUAUGGAUUUUAUUUGACACUUUAAAUAAAAAUAUUUUUUAAAU